Purpureocillium lilacinum is the source of this 3210-nucleotide messenger RNA. Its product is annotated as NAD-dependent glutamate dehydrogenase. Gene Ontology annotation, cellular component: mitochondrion. NCBI's taxonomy places the organism in Eukaryota, Fungi, Ascomycota, Sordariomycetes, Hypocreales, Ophiocordycipitaceae. Gene Ontology annotation, molecular function: L-glutamate dehydrogenase (NAD+) activity. The record is from RefSeq and is a predicted model, not a curated record.
AUGGCGACAUCUCUCCCAAAGCUCAAGGCUCUGGCCAAUGUCCAGUCCGAGGAGUCUAGCCGCGGACCUUCACCGCAGCCCACCCACUUCAGCGUGCCCUUGAUGUCCAAUACCAACGGCAAUGGCAACCGCAUCCUCCGGUCAGCCACUGUCGGCUAUGUCGCCCCAGAAUUCACCGGAAAGCUGGAGCAGAUGAAGGCUGUCAAGGACAUCAUCGUUCAGGCUGGAUGGAUCCCCGAGUCCCUCGUUGAGGAGCAGAUUCGCUGGUUCUACGAGCAGCUUGGCAUCGACGAUGUCUACUUCCGCAUCGAGACCCCCGAUGUCAUCGCUAGCCAGAUCACCUCGCUCUACGCUGCCAAGGUGGCUGCCUACUCGAGAGAGGACAAGCGGGAAGAGAUCCGCCUGGACAUGGAGGCCAACGACCACGCCAUCUACAUCGACACCAGCGAGCCUGGAAAGGGCCACGUUGCCGGCCCCAGAUAUGAGUCGCGCCUCGAGGCCAAGUACCUCGACCACCAGGGCAGGACCAAGUACCGCGUGGAGACGUUCCGUUCCCCAGCCGUCAUUGGUGCCAGCCCCAACUCCAAGGCUACUCUGCGCUGCUAUUUCGUCUACCAGUGCCAGUUCAAGCAGAGCGUCGAGGCCACGGACCCCAAGGAGACCAACAUUGAGCUCAUCUCGGACAGUGGCUUCUGGCAGAAGGCCACGGACAACACCAAGCAGAUCUACCAGGAGAUCAUCGAGCUGGCUGUCAACCGGGCUGGACCCGUCAUCGAGGUCUUCGACAUCGAAGGCGUCGCAGAGAAGCGUCUUGUUCUCGCUUUCCGGACACGCACCGCCCGCGGCAUGUUCUCCGCCCUUAGUGACCUGUACCACUACUACGGCGUUACCAGUUCCAGGAAGUACGUGGAGCAGUUCUCUAACGGCAUUACCGUCAUGAGUAUCUACCUCCGACCGGCCACCCACCUGGACGGAUACUUCCCGCCUCUCGACGAGUCGAUCCACCAGAUCACCAAGGAGAUUUCUCUCCUGUACUGCCUCCCCCAGAACAAGUUCCACAACCUCUUUGCCGUUGGCGACCUGAGUCUCCAGGAGGCCGUGUACGCUCACUCGGCAUGGGUCUUCGUGCAGCACUUCCUCAACCGGUUGGGCCCCGAGUACGCGUCGCUGUCGGAGAUUCUGAGCAUCACCGACACCGCUCAGGCUGCCUUGCUCUCCAAGCUUAAGAGGCGUCUCCGCACGGAGACCUUUACUCCGGACUACAUUCUGGAGAUUAUCCAGAGCUAUCCCGGCCUCGUGAGGUCACUCUACGCCUCCUUUGCCAGCAUUCAUCUCAGCAACGGAACCGACGAGCAGAUCCUCGCCCCUACGCCCAAGGUGGAGGUCCUGUCUGACGACAAGCUCAAGGAGACCAUCUCUAAGACCGUCUCCAACGAGCACGACGAGAUGGUCAUGACCGCGUUCCGCGUCUUCAACAACGCCAUCCUCAAGACCAACUACUUCACUCCUACCAAGGUUGCUCUCAGCUUCCGCCUGGACCCCUCCUUCCUGCCGGAAGUCGAGUACCCCAGGCGCCUUUAUGGCAUGUUCCUUGUCAUCGGUGCCGAGUCGAGGGGCUUCCACCUGCGCUUCCGGGAUGUUUCUCGCGGAGGUAUUCGCAUCGUCAAGUCUCGCAGCAAGGAGGCAUAUGGCAUCAAUGCCCGAAAUCUCUUUGACGAGAACUACGGCCUGGCCAGCACCCAGCAGCGCAAGAACAAGGACAUUCCCGAAGGUGGCUCCAAGGGUGUCAUCCUGCUGGACCCCAAGCAGCAGGACAAGGCUCAGGAGGCCUUUGAGAAGUACAUUGACAGUAUCCUCGACCUCCUCCUGCCGGCUGCCAGCCCGGGCAUCAAGAACAAGCUCGUGGACCUUUACGGCAAGGAGGAGAUUAUUUUCAUGGGCCCUGACGAGAACACGGCCGACCUGGUCGACUGGGCUACCGAGCACGCCCGUGCCCGUGGAGCCCCGUGGUGGAAGUCGUUCUUCACCGGCAAGUCGCAGAAGCUCGGCGGCAUUCCCCACGACAAGUACGGCAUGACCACGCUGUCAGUCCGCGAGUACGUCAAGGGUAUCUACAGGAAGCUCGACCUCGACCCUUCCAAGGUCCGCAAGAUGCAGACUGGUGGCCCUGACGGUGACCUGGGCAGCAACGAGAUUCUUCUCGGCAACGAAAAGUGGACUGCCAUUGUCGACGGUUCCGGUGUCCUGGCCGACCCCAACGGCUUGGACAAGGAGGAGCUGCUCCGUCUGGCCAAGAAGCGCGCCAUGAUCAGCGAGUACGACAUGAGCAAGGUGUCCAAGGACGGGUACCGCGUCCUCUGCGAGGAGAACAACGUCACUCUUCCUAACGGUGAAGUCGUGACGAACGGCACGUCGUUCCGCAACACCUACCACCUGCGGGACACUGGCAUGACGGAUGCCUUUGUUCCUUGUGGUGGCCGCCCCGAGUCGAUUGACCUCAUCUCGGUCAACAGACUCAUCAAGGAUGGCAAGACGACCAUCCCGUACAUUGUCGAAGGCGCCAACCUGUUCAUCACCCAGGACGCGAAGCUUCGUCUCGAGGCUGCUGGCUGCAUCCUGUACAAGGAUGCCUCGGCGAACAAGGGCGGUGUCACGUCCUCGUCGCUUGAGGUCCUGGCUUCGCUGUCCUUUGAUGACGCGGGCUUUGUCGAGAACAUGUGCGUCGACGCCAAGACGGGCCAGCCGCCUCAGUUCUACAACGACUACGUCCGUGAGGUGCAGGCCAAGAUCCGCGAGAACGCCCGUCUGGAGUUUGAGGCCAUCUGGCGAGAGCACGAGGCCACGGGCACUGCGCGAUCCAUCCUGUCGGACAAGCUCUCCAUCGCCAUCACGGAUCUUGACGAAGAGCUUCAGAAGUCUGACCUGUGGACCAACCCCAAGAUCCGCCGCGCCGUGCUGCAAGAUGCCCUCCCCUCUCUUCUGCAGCAGAAGAUUGGCCUCGACACGAUCAUUGAGCGCGUGCCUGAGAACUACCUGCGCAGCAUCUUCGGCAGCUACCUUGCCAGCCGGUUCGUCUACGAGUUUGGUAGCGAGCCGAGCCAGUUUGCCUUCUUUGACUUCAUGUCGAAGCGCAUGGCCAAGAUCACGGGCCAGCCCAACGGAGCCGAGCAGGUUCGCAGGAUGUCUGUGAGCGGCGGUGUUGAUCUGUAG